AUGAAUCGUGCUACUACUUACGACGACAAGAUCCAUUGCAUUGCUGAUCUCGAGAAUGAAGGUAAUAAAAAGCUUGCACCAAUGGUCCGCGAUUUCUAUAAUGGAGGGUCAAUGGAUCUUAAUACACUUAAGGAGAACAAAUCUUCUUAUGAUCGUUACCGUUUAAGGCCACGAGUAAUGGUAGACGUUACUGAAGUUGAUACUAGUACUACUUGCUUAGGAUCAAAUGUUGCAUUUCCAUUGGGAUUUUCUCCAUCUGCGAAUCAUGGUCUAGCUCAUCCCGAUGCUGAGGGUGGUACGUCAAGAGCUGCUGCUAAGAAGAGAAUUAAUAUGGUACUUUCAAGUUGGUCUAAUACCUCUCCGAAAGUAGUAGCUGAACAGGGUAAAGACGCUGGUAUUUCGUAUGCGCAGCAAUUGAGUGCAGUCAAGGAUGAAGAGACGAAUAUGUCUAUUAUUCGUAAUGCUGAAGAAUUCGGCUACAAAGCGAUUUUCUUAAGUGUUGAUUGUCCCUGGUUAGGCAGAAGACUUAAUGAGAUGAAAAAUACUUUUGCUUUACCUUCGCAUUGUACUUUUCCCUGCUAUCCAUUUAUUAAUGGUGAUAACAUGGUGAGUGGUGAUAAUAGAACCCAAUAUGAAACUAACCUCACUUGGUCUUAUAUUAAAGAUUUAAAAAAGAAGACCAAGUUGCAAAUUUGGCUUAAGGGGAUUCUUACUGCUGAAGAUGCAGAAUUGGCGGUUAAUGCUGGGGCGGACGGCAUUGUUGUGUCGAAUCAUGGUGGAAGACAACUUGAUGGUGCCAUGAGCACUUUGGAUGCGUUACCAGAGGUCGUUCAAGCAGUCAGAGGCAGAAUCCCGGUUCAUAUCGAUGGAGGUAUCAGAAGAGGUAGUGAUAUUUUCAAGGCUCUUGCUUUAGGUGCUGAUUAUUGCUGGGUGGGUCGUAUUGCUCUCUGGGGACUUGCUUAUAAAGGUGAAGAAGGUGUUUCCAUUGCAUUAAAUAUUUUGCAUGAUGAAUUCAGUUUAGUUAUGGCAUUAAUGGGCUGCACUACUGUCCAGGACAUAAAGCCAGAACACCUAGCAAGGAUGUCUGAAGAUGGUAGACUCCACAAAGUAACACGCAGAGUUGAAGCUAAGUUAUGA
Debaryomyces fabryi is the source of this 1137-nucleotide messenger RNA. Its product is annotated as alpha-hydroxy acid oxidase. Bases 1 to 1137 code for a protein of 378 amino acids. NCBI's taxonomy places the organism in Eukaryota, Fungi, Ascomycota, Pichiomycetes, Serinales, Debaryomycetaceae. Gene Ontology annotation, molecular function: FMN binding; oxidoreductase activity. The transcript has a single exon. The record is from RefSeq and is a predicted model, not a curated record.